AUGAAUAUGCGCACAUUCGCUGACCAGGUUGCUGAAACCGUAAUAAAGGGAUAUAAUGAACUAUCGUCAAAGGGAAAACCUUGUAUAAGAUCCAAUGGUGUCAAAGAAUGGACAGUUCUUGCCGGAAUAGUCGCUGUUGAUGAUGUUGCUGAGGAAUUCAGAUUGCUAACCAUAGGAACCGGGUUAAAAGCAACUCCAGACGUGGAAUUGAUAAGAAGUCAAGGAAGAAUUGUACACGAUUGUCAUGCAGAAAUAGUUUGUCUUCGUGCUUUUAAUGCUCUACUUCUCAAAGAGUUCCAAAAUGUAAAAGAUGGGAGAGAUUCUUUCCUAGUUGAACAAAAGGCCGCUGAAUACUUCAAGAUCAAAGAAAAGUGGCAUUUUGCAAUGUAUAUUUCUAGAAUUCCUUGUGGUGAUGCAAGUAUGGGAGUAUUAGUUGAUGCUGAUGAUGCCGAAAUAUUUGAUUACGAUGAGUUAGACGAUGACUAUGCUAAGAAACAAUAUAUCGAUCCAGAAAUCCACUCUAUAAUUAGAGGCCGAGCCAAUUAUGCCUUAAGGAAUGUUGUCAGAACCAAACCUGGCCGUGCUGACUCAAAUAUCACCCUUUCAAAGUCAUGUUCGGAUAAAUUGACGAUGAAACAAUUGACUUCACUUUGUAACUCAUUAACUUGGUGUCUUCUUGACGCGCCUGUAUACCUAAAUUUUGUUAUUCUUCCAAAAAGGUAUGAAAAUCAAGUGAAACGUAUCAAUGAGACGUUUUUAGGAAGAUUGAAGGAUAGGAACUCCCAUAAUUUUGAAAUACAGUUUUGUAAUAUUCCAUUUCCUGAUGAUAAACACACUGAAUCACAGCAACCUUGUUUCAGUUCUUGUUUGUGUCUGUUCAGUUCAAUUGGAAAGCAUUCAGAAAUCAUACUAAAUGGCGUUAAGCUCGGCUUCUAUGUCAAGGGAAAUAAACCUCUUCGCAAGAACUGUCAAUCUUGCAUAAGCAGAUAUGCUUUAUGGAAUGAGUUUAAAAAGAUAAAAACUGUUCCUUCUGAACUUGAUUAUCUUUCUUUCAAAUCAUCACUUGUUGAUCGGAUUAAUAUCGUAACGAAAGCGAAAAAGGAACUAUCUCCCUGUGGAUGGAUAUCGACCUACAGGGACACCUCUAUAUAG
Molecule: messenger RNA, 1152 nt
Organism: Kluyveromyces marxianus DMKU3-1042
Lineage: Eukaryota; Fungi; Ascomycota; Saccharomycetes; Saccharomycetales; Saccharomycetaceae
Gene: TAD1
Product: tRNA-specific adenosine deaminase
Exons: 1
Coding region: 1-1152 (383 amino acids)
Biological process (GO): tRNA wobble adenosine to inosine editing
Molecular function (GO): RNA binding; tRNA-specific adenosine-37 deaminase activity
Source: RefSeq, a predicted model, not a curated record